AUGGGGGAGCGAGAGGACAACCAGGAGACAUGUGACCUGGAAGCCUGUGACAAGAUAUUCCUCAAAGAGGCAUGGCCCCCUGCCUUGCUGCCUCAGAAGACCACCGGAUUUAAACAAUCACUUCUGCGCAAAGCUGGCACCCCCCCCGGGGCACCCCAUCCCCCGGGGCUCCCCACCUCCCGGGGCUCCCCACCCCCCGGGACUCCCCACCUCCCGGGACACCCCACCUCCCGGGACACCCCACCUCCCGGGACACCCCACCCCCCGGGACACCCCACCUCCCGGGACACCCCACCUCCCAGGGCACCCCCCCCCGGGGCUCUCAGUUUAGUGAUCCACAGUGUGAACCCUGUCCAGCAGAUCCACAGUGUGAACCCUGUCCAGCAGAUCCACAGUGUGAACCCUGUCCAGCAGAUCCACAGUGUGAACCCUGUCCAGCAGAUCCACAGUGUGAGCCCUGUCCAACAGACCCACAGUGUGAACCCUGUCCAACAGACCCAUAGUGUGAACCCUGUCCAACAGACCCACAGUGUGAACCCUGUCCAGCAGAUCCACAGUGUGAACCCUGUCCAGCAGAUCCACAGUGUGAACCCUGUCCAGCAGAUCCACAGUGUGAACCCUGUCCAGCAGAUCCACAGUGUGAGCCCUGUCCAGCAGAUCCACAGUAUCCACAGUGUGAACCCUGUUCAGCAGAUCCACAGUGUGAACCCUGUUCAGCAGAUCCACAGUGUGAACCCUGUUCAGCAGAUCCACAGUGUGAACCCUGUCCAACAGACCCAUAGUGUGAACCCUGUCCAACAGAUCCACAGUGUGAACCCUGUCCAACAGACCCAUAGUGUGAACCCUGUCCAACAGACCCACAGUGUGAACCCUGUCCAACAGACCCACAGGAUUGGAUUAGAGGUAUAUACCACCAUGCCCUACUGUGUGUAUACCGCCAGGCCCUACUGUGUGUAUACCGCCAGGCCCUAUUGUGUGUACACCGCCAUGCCCUACUGUGUGUACACCGCCAUGCCCUACUGUGUGUAUACCGCCAGGCCCUACUGUGUGUACACCGCCAUGCCCUACUGUGUGUAUACCGCCAUGCCCUACUGUGUGUAUACCGCCAUGCCCUACUGUGUGUAUACCGCCAGGCCCUACUGUGUGUACACCACCAUGCCCUACUGUGUAUAUACCGCCAUGCCCUACUGUGUGUAUACCGCCAUGCCCUACUGUGUGUACACCGCCAGGCCCUACUGUGUGUACACCGCCAGGCCCUACUGUGUGUAUACCGCCAGGCCCUACUGUGUAUACACCGCUAUGCCCUACUGUGUGUAUACCGCCAUGCCCUACUGUGUGUAUACCGCCAGGCCCUACUGUGUGUACACCACCAUGCCCUACUGUGUAUAUACCGCCAUGCCCUACUGUGUGUAUACCGCCAUGCCCUACUGUGUGUACACCGCCAGGCCCUACUGUGUGUACACCGCCAUGCCCUACUGUGUGUAUACCGCCAUGCCCUACUGUGUGUAUACCGCCAGGCCCUACUGUGUGUAUACCGCCAUGCCCUACUGUGUGUACACCGCCAGGCCCUACUGUGUGUAUACCGCCAGGCCCUACUGUGUGUACACCGCCAUGCCCUACUGUGUGUAUACCGCCAGGCCCUACUGUGUGUACACCACCAUGCCCUACUGUGUAUAUACCGCCAUGCCCUACUGUGUGUACACCGCCAGGCCCUACUGUGUGUAUACCGCCAGGCCCUACUGUGUGUAUACCGCCAUGCCCUACUGUGUGUACACCGCCAUGCCCUACUGUGUGUACACCGCCAUGCCCUACUGUGUAUAUACCACCAUGCCCUACUACUUCGGCCUCCGUGACGUGGACGAGGAACGUGUUCCCAUCGACUUGGGGAACCACGCCUGA
Messenger RNA from Phodopus roborovskii (desert hamster), 1899 nucleotides. RefSeq lists its product as uncharacterized. The transcript is spliced from 8 exons. Bases 1 to 1899 code for a protein of 632 amino acids. Lineage: Eukaryota; Metazoa; Chordata; Mammalia; Rodentia; Cricetidae. The record is from RefSeq and is a predicted model, not a curated record.